AUGGACCAUCAAACAGAGCCCAAUUCACUCUCCCAUUCACCACGGAACUCACAGGUGUUGUUACCCGCAAACCCGGCCGAUUCAAUCCAACCUGUCGCAUUCGCCUUCGAGAAUAAUGCGGUGCAGGACCAGAUAACCAAAGAUAUCGACGAGGUCACAAAUAACAUCCGUGUUUCUCCAAGCUGGGACAAAAACACAUCCCGCAAAGAGAAGCGAGCCACGCGACGCCUGGAAGCAGAAAGACAAGAGCUCGAAAAAAGGCUGCUACACCUAGACGAAGCCCAAGCCCGACUGGAUAGUGGCGUCUACGACAGAAAUUCGCGCCGCUUGACAAAGAAGCAGCCGUCCAGCAGGUCUUCUAGUGUCAGUGCUGCUCAGACGCGGUCGUCGAGUGGGCCUUUUUCAUCUCUCUUCUCGAAUUUCAGACGGAGCUCACGAUCUCGGUCAAACUCUGUGAAUGGAGGCGACCGGAGCUUGGCUAGGCACCUGUCUGCCGAUGUUUCCUCUGAAAUGCCUUCGGGGCCGCCAUAUUUGGCGUUGACGUUGCCGGAACGCUUUGGAGCAGCCAUAACCAGAGAGCUGGAGUCCAGACAGAGCUCUUUUAUGAUGAAUCAAGCACCUUCUAGCCAUUGCCAGCGCACUCUUCAUACGAUUACCAAAGUAGAUGAUCUCCGGGAAAAUUGGAAGGCGGCGCAGGCCUGGCAGAGUAGGAAUGUCAGCGUACAUGAAGCGAGCAGAGAGGUAUCUGGGAAAGGCAAUGAUGAUAAAGACGCUUCUGGUCAUCCCAGCCAGAACCGUGGAGCUUCCCCAGUGACAAAGCUUGCGGCAAAUCUUGACAGUGAAUUGUCUGUUGCUGCUCUCAGGCAUGAGAGGCGUGCUCCUGGAGUUGGCUUCAUGGAUUCCUCUAUUCCAUCUGAAACGAGUUCCUCUCGAGCUUCGUUACAACCUUCGACAAAAACAGCACAAGUUAAUUCUUCCCAGGAUGUGCAUCUGGAGCCGGGACCUAGCUCCAAGGUCACGACGCCUCAGCAGUUUUAUAAACGUGGAUCUUCUGAAAGCGAGAAAAGUUCACUUGCAGAGAAUGCUCUCUCAUCUUCAAAUUCUGUGAAUGGCAACCACGUUUCUCACCGAGGCCAGAUAGAAGCAGGCCCGCACGGCUACCAAAGGAUAUACAAAUCGUCCCCCCUUGCGGCCAGUCCUACGACCACAGAGAACAUCGAUCGAAAUGAGACUGCGACUAAAAGAGUCUCAGUGGUGCAAAAACAGUCGCCUCGCUUCUCCACGUCCUUUCAAAACGAGGAAUACCGAGGAAGAAGUCCGCGUCCGGUGUCAUCAAAUCACACAUACGAGACUUCAAGUCAGACAGAAGCCAUACAGAAUGAAAUCGGGCACCCACCACCUCAGUUACCUAUAAAAAACAGCAGGAGGCAGCACAACUAUUGGCACCAGAGGGACUCCUCAUUUGAUCAUCUGCAACAGCAUAGAGAUGGGACAACACCGAGAUCGUCAAAUCAAAUAAAGGCCAAUGCCUCGGAAAUUCCAAAAAUCUGGGUGAACGGCGAGGGCAAGAGCAAAGUUCCUGGCAGCAUGACGAAUGGAACACCAAGGCGUCGCACAGCAAACGAAAAUUCCUGGGAGGAAUCAUUUCGAAGGGACCAUCAUGGACCAAACAAGACACGCAGCCGUUCAUCAUCCCUGAAUUCGUCUCGCUCCGAUUACGAUACUGCCGACGAAGAAGCCCCGGAUUCGUCCAAAUCAGAUCCUCGCGCUGUGCAGACCCGGGCUCCUGACACCCAGUCACAAAGUCCUGCUCCCGGUACUUCUAUGGCGAAUGGACACCCGGUCAUUCAGCAUAGCGGCCUGCUCUCUCCACGAAAUGGCCCCGCGAAUGUACUGCGGCGAGAGUCCAUCCAGAAGCUGAAAGCUCAACAAAAGGGUCAAGUUGUUGCCAAGGUCUUUGUAAUUUGUUGCAAAUGUCGAUAUUGGCACGACAUGCCGUCCGAGGUCUAUUCCAAGCUAGCUUGUCCGGACCGGCUGCUCACUGGGUCUCGGUCUGGCCACUUCAGUCGCAGAACAGAGCCGUCAGUGUCUCCUAGUCACACGAAGCUACCAGUAUCUAGAAAAGUUCAGCCGUUUAGUGACCUGCCCGGUUCACCGGCUCCGCCAUUGCGCUCAUCACCUCUCUCCGAGCCUUCUGGUUUGCAAUGCUGCUGGUGUGGGCAUACCAUGGGUAAAAAGUGCUGUCAAGGCUGGACCACAAUUGUGCAAAUGCAUGAGAGACAUCAUUGA
Messenger RNA from Penicillium riverlandense, 2289 nucleotides. RefSeq lists its product as uncharacterized. The record is from RefSeq and is a predicted model, not a curated record. Lineage: Eukaryota; Fungi; Ascomycota; Eurotiomycetes; Eurotiales; Aspergillaceae. Bases 1 to 2289 code for a protein of 762 amino acids. The transcript has a single exon.